AUGUCCUUCAGACUGACAAUCUUGCGGCACAUCGCGCAGAUGCACUCCCUUGGAACGUGCACAAAAAUGAGGCACGGGCAAGGUAAGCAGGGGAGCAGCACGACGAGGGACGGAGAGAAGGGGGAUGUCAAGGGAGGGGAGGGAAAAGAGCCGGGAGAUGCGGAGAAGAGAGGACAGGAGGCGGUGGUCAAGGGGAAGGAUGCGAGCGCGGCCACUGAGCGACCAGCAAAUCGCACGAGCCGACGACCGAGCUUAGUCGGCAGCCGGCUGGCUGCGAAGAGGGGACUCACGCCGCCGCACGUGACCACGUGA
Prorocentrum cordatum is the source of this 312-nucleotide messenger RNA. The record is from the annotation of a GenBank genome assembly. Lineage: Eukaryota; Dinophyceae; Prorocentrales; Prorocentraceae.